UUUUCCAAUCACCAUUUACUAUAGAACGAAAUCAGGAAAUUCAAUUUCUCUUCUUCGGUAUAAUUUACAUUUGCAGGAAGGUAGCCGGUCCUUCUUAUGAUAGAAACAUCGGAAAUAAACAAAAAACAAACACUUUGAAAAAUUAAGCAUAAGAUACAAAACUAUCUAAAUACAGAAUAUUGAGCCACAAUGAAAAAAUAUUUGACUGCUGAGCUGAAAUACAGUUUGACAGUUGCCGUUGGAAUGAACCAAAAUUGCAACCAAAAAGGCGCGGAACCAAAAAAAUGAUUCAGAAUACCUUUAAAAGAGUGCGAGACCAAAGAAUUAAACGCACUUCUUUCGUCGAGCCAGUACAGGAUCCGACUUUAAGGCAGCAACAGGCUUGGAAUAAGAUGAGCUCCAUUACACCGACUAUCGGAUUUGACCGGGCGCCGACAAUGAGACCCUCGUCACAGGCGUCAACAUUAACAGAAAGAUCGGAUGUCGUGGACAAAAAAGUGAGCGUGGAAUUCUAUGGCGACAGAUCCUUCAAAGACCACCUGAAAACAGUUCUUCUGAAGAACAGAAAAACAGCAAUUCUAUUCCGAAUGUGCAACCUGAUGCUGAAGUCACUCAGCGCAAUGAUCUACGUCAUAUGUCUCAGAUCCAGUGACAUCACCCAACACUCCCACUGUUACGGCUGCGAUGCGCCUGCCAACAUCACAUAUCCAUACUACGAAAAUCUGGUAUGGAUAAACCGUGGCCUGAUGUUCUAUGUGAUGCAGACUGUGGUAGCCUAUCUCUCCUUUGUGGAGACUAUGCUCCUUCUCUACCUAGAGUACAGGGGGAAUAUCUGGGAGCAGAUCCUGUCGACCAAGAUACUGUUCGAGAGUGUUUGUUCAGUCCCUUUCAUGAUAUCCGUGGUGGACAAGAGACUCAUCAACCUGUACGUUCCCAGUUUUCUCAACUGCUGGCUCGCGAAAGACUUCCUCGAAAAAAUAGUCCUGCUGUGUUUGAAGACUAGUUCAACUCUGACCAAACACUUGGUCAACCUACUCAGUUUCAUUUUCUGUCUCGGCUUCACAUGUGUAUGUGGUAUCAACUAUCUGGAGCGGACUCAAAAAGAUGACCAGUUCGACAUGUUCAACAGUUUCUGGUUCGUCAUGGUCACUUUCUCCACUGUGGGCUAUGGAGACCUCACUCCCCUGUGGUGGCUGUCCAAACUGUUCGUAGUGGUCACCAUAUGCCUCGCACUCAGUCUCAUACCUAUACAGCUGGAGCAGAUUUCGUUUGUGUUUGCGGAACACCAGAAGACAGGGGGCACCUACAGCAGAAACAGGGCUGAGAAGGAGAGACACGUGGUGUUGGUCACAUCCACAGUCACUGAAGACCUCGUGAGAGACUUCGUCAGCGAGUUCUACGCAUACUCCGAACUACAGGACUACUACGUGGUGUUGUUGAGUGCUGGCGAGUAUGACUCAUACGUGAAGAGUAUCUGUGAGAACCCGAUCUGUCAGCAGAGAGUGAUCUACAUCCAGGGCAGUGCACUCCGGUUCAAUGACCUGGUCAAGGUCAAAGUGCACUAUGCGGAGUGCUGCUUCAUACUCGCAUCCAGACACGAAAAAGACCAGCAGAGAGAGGACGAGGCCACAAUUCUGCGUGCAUGGUCCAUCAACGAUUUCGCCCCCCACUGUCCCCUGUUCGUGCAGAUUCUGAACCCGGAGAGUAAGGUGCACGUGCAGUUCGCAGACUACGUCAUCUGUGAGGAAGAACUGAAGUAUGCCCUGAUGGCCAGCAACUGCAUCUGUCCCGCCAUGUCCACCUACAUCAGUCUACUCGUUCACACCCUCGAGGGCAGAGACGUGAGCAAGGCUAGUCAGGAGUGGGAGCGGCUGUUCGGGCGGAGCACAGCUCAGGAGAUCUACGACAAGAGAGUGGACUGCAGCAAGUUCUUUCACGAGUUCGUCGGAUCCUCAUUCACACAUGCCGCCAUGGUAUCCCACCGCAAAUAUGGCUGUAUGUUGAUUGGAGUGAGACCAGCAGGGAAGAAGAUAGUGCUGAAUCCAGGGCCCAAAUACAUCCUCACUGCUGAGGACACCUGCUACUUCUUCAACAUCACGGGGGAGGAGGAGACGAAGAUCAUAGAGGAGCCAGCAGCUGCUGCAGGAGGCAUAUUGGGGCAGGUCACGCCAGGGGGAGGGGGAGCAGCGGGAGCUGUGGGGAGGAGAGAGACCGUGCAGACGGAGAGAACAAUCUUGCAUGACAAGCAGCGAGGAAAGAGCAACAAGUCCAGAUUGCGAUCCCAGGCGGACAGCGGAAUCUCUGAGCAGGCAUCGGCCAUUGCCGACUACAUAGAUGACGUCGAGGCCGUUCUGGAAAAUGUCGACAUGCAGAAACAGAAGACAGGUGCAUUUCGAGACAACAUAGUUCAAGGGUUCCCCACUCCAGCCUACCAGUGGUUCACGUCUCCCCACUGCCACGUGCUGAAGGAGUCGAAAGCCUCCUGCUGUCUGGAUGUGUUCAAACCAUGCCAGCACUGUCCCCACACAAACGCACUCGAAUACGACUUCAAAGACAAACCAACUAUCAUUUCCGUGGACUACAUGACAGCUGCCAUCGCCAACUUCAUAGUGCCCCUGCGACACCACUUGAGAUCCAUUGACAAGCUGAGUCCCAUCAUCAUCAUGUGUGAGUUCAAGCCAGACGUCAAUGUCCUGACUGCCAUCUCGUGCUACCCCGAAGUCUACUACUGCAUCGGAAAACUAGACAACCUGAAUGACUUGUUCCGUGCAGGAAUAAGUGAGGCACAGGCGUUCAUUGUGUCAGACAGAGAGAGCAGCAAGGCCGCCUCGGAGUCCUACUUGGCCGACAGCACAUCCAUCGUGGCUGUGCAGACCAUACAAAAAUUGUUUCCGAAUCUGAUGAUCAUAACAGAGUUGACAUAUCCAACCAACAUGAAGUUCCUUGACUUCAACCCUAAGGAAAACGGACCAAAUACGCUCACUUACGCCGACAAGAGACGAUUGGAAAAAGUGCCGGUGGACAGUGACUUGUUCAGAAGUGCUUUUGUGAGUGGCCAGGCUAUGAGUCCCUCUAUGUUGGACACAUUGCUGUACCAGUCAUUCGUGAAGCCAUACAUCAUGUCCAUAGUGUACCUACUCAUAGGACUCAAACAACACACCGGUUCAGGACACCUCAUUUUUUACGUGGUAGAUGGAGAAGAUGUGAAGUGUCUGCAGAACUUCGGUCGCCUGAUGGGGGAGAGGCUGACAGAGUAUGGACAGCUGCCAAUUGGCAUGUACAGGAAACAACCUCUAGACAAACAGGGCUCCUCUAGUUCGGACAUUGAGCUGGAGUGUUCGAAUGAGCAGCAUGUGAGGAGGGAAGAAGAGGAGGACGCCGUGUUUGCUAUGAGACAGAACCAGGCCAAGAUCAUCCUCAGGGACAGACUGCUCCGACUAGGCGUGGCCGACGCGGACAUUAACUUGGAAGAGAUGGACAGAAGGAAGAGUGGGGCCAUCAACUACGUGGUGGUCAACCCCGAGCCAGACAUCCCACUGCGGGAGGGAGAUAUCAUAUACCUGAUCCAGCCGCCAGAAUCCGAAUGGUGACCAUGGAAAUUCUGACUUGAACAAAUACCAUUGAUACAAAAACUUUUUGAUGAUUGACGAUAAUGCUUGACUCCAAAGCUUAACUUCCAUUUUUCAUGAAUUAAUGACCAAAGUUGUUCGCUCCAGCG
Messenger RNA from Symsagittifera roscoffensis, 3718 nucleotides. Its product is annotated as potassium channel subfamily T member 1-like. Gene Ontology annotation, cellular component: plasma membrane. The record is from RefSeq and is a predicted model, not a curated record. Lineage: Eukaryota; Metazoa; Xenacoelomorpha; Acoela; Convolutidae. Gene Ontology annotation, biological process: potassium ion transmembrane transport. Gene Ontology annotation, molecular function: outward rectifier potassium channel activity; intracellular sodium-activated potassium channel activity. The coding region runs from base 285 to 3590 and encodes 1101 amino acids. The transcript is spliced from 26 exons.